Molecule: messenger RNA, 825 nt
Organism: Parascedosporium putredinis
Lineage: Eukaryota; Fungi; Ascomycota; Sordariomycetes; Microascales; Microascaceae
Source: the annotation of a GenBank genome assembly
AUGGCGGCGGACUCCAGCCAAAACGCCGGUCAGGCCCCCACCUCGACAAACCUCCCUCUCCGUCCCAUGCCCUCGACCUCGUCCUCCUUCGACAUCGUCGCCGCCUACCACCACCUGCUCGCGACGAACCCCGCCUAUACCCAGCCCGUCGCCGCCAUCCAGGCCCUCAUAGAGCUCCUCAACGCCCAGCCCACGUCCACCGUGUUCGAGACCCUCGACCUCAUCAAGUCCCAGGUCGCCGUCCUCCACGCCUCGGUCCGGAACCCUGUGCCCCUCAUGGCCGGCACCGACCUCUUUGAGCGCUUCAUCGUCCAGUCCCUGAGACAGCGUGAGGAUGACGAGUCGCGCCGGGGUGGCGGCUUCGAGGCUACCCGCGACCACCUCCUCUCCAACUCGGCCGUCUUCGCUACCCGCGCCAUCCAGGCCCGCGAGAGCGUCGCCAACAUUGGGUGGAAGCUCGUCAAGGACGGAUCGACCGUCCUCACGUCGGGCGCCUCGCGCGCCGUCUCCGGCCUCCUCUGCCGUGCUGCCGAGCAGGGCAUCAUCCGCUCCGGCCGCGUCACCUUCCAGGUCGUCUACGUCCGCGACGAGCACCGGGCCCAGGAGAGCGACGGCGUCUGUGCGGAGCUCCGCAAGGCGAGUAUCCCCGUUGCCGAAAUCCCCGAGACCGCCGUUGCCCACGUCAUGGGCCUCCAGCGCCGCAUCACCAUGGUCAUUGUCGGUGCCGAGGCCGUGCCCCAGAGCGGCGGCAUCUUCUCCCGCCUCGGCACCGCCCAGAUCGCCAAGCUGGCCUACGCGCACGAACCCCAGAUCCCUUUUACGUAG